Molecule: messenger RNA, 2600 nt
Organism: Syzygium oleosum
Lineage: Eukaryota; Viridiplantae; Streptophyta; Magnoliopsida; Myrtales; Myrtaceae
Exons: 2
Coding region: 6-737 (243 amino acids)
Source: RefSeq, a predicted model, not a curated record
GCCCCAUGGUAUAUAAAGAUAUUAAUCAGGUGUUUUUCCAUGCUUUCAAUCACGUAUCUACCCAUCGCCGUCGACCAGUAAGAAGAAGAAGAACCCUAGAACCGGCAAUCAGAGUCCCGUUUUCGCUUCCCCCAGAUCCCUCUCCUUCGCGGCCGUCGUCCUCCCUUCAUCAAAUCCUCGUCCUCUCCGAAACAUUCGAACCUCCUCCUCCUCCUCCUCCGAUGGCGCUAAGAACGCACCCGCCUCUUCCCCUGAAUGCCCUGCCGCGACCCCCAACAGGACCACCCGGCCUCCACCCCCUCCGCCUCAACGCCCGCAGGUCCCUCCCCCUCUCCGCGCCGUGCAGGGGCGGCGGCAGGAGGAAGGAGGCCGGCGACGCCGAGCUCGCGUCCGCCCUGGCCGAGGAGUUGGCGAGGGCGCACGCCCAGGGGAAGCAGAGGGACGAGGCCCUGACGAAGGGCAGGGCCCUCCUGUUCUCCGAGCUCUGCGGCUACUUCGCCCUGCGGGAGGACGAGCUGAGGAGGAAGUGGGAGGGGAUGGAGGAUGGGGAGCGGCGGGGUCUGGCGACAGAGUUCGUGUCGAAUUGGAGCGCCGAUUUCCAUCCCCUGUCCGCGAGGUCCGUCGUGGAGAUGGUGGAGGAGCAUCUGCAGCAGCAUGGAAAGAAGCCGCCCUUCUCGAACGAUUCGGCGUUUUUUCCUGGCUUGAAGAGAUUGAUGGGUUUGGGCGAGAACAAGUGAAUGGUGUCUUGGGGUUGUGGUUUUGUUGGGUGGGGCUGUCCCUCUUGAAGAAGUGGAGUUUUGUUCGUUCGUUGAAUUCUGUGGAUUCGCAAUGGACAUCCGUCAAACGAACCAUACUUAAAUUCGGCAAUAAAACUUUUUUUUUUAUUGGGUUCCCUGCCUAUAGCGUUUGAUGGGUAUUGAAUAUGAAGCGAAAUGAGUCAAUUUAAACUGGUCAAAUCUUUAAUGAUCUCCCUGGGAUGUUUGAUUUGAGUGACUAAUAAAAGUAAAUCCUUUGACCUCUGCUUCAUGUCAUGUCUUGAUUAUCGACCCGACAACUCAUUCAACUUGAAGAAUACUUGUGGGAACGAGCGCAAAGAUUCUCAAAGGAGGAAUUCCGAGUUUAGCUGUUGUGGAAGUAAAGCUAACAUCGUGCUAAAGCAUAAUAGAACCAGGCAAAAAAGAUCUCCACCUCCUUGCUCUGUCAACUUCAGUCGUACUUUCCCUCUGUAAUUGGCCUUUUGGGUGGCUGGGUCUAAAUCUAUUGCGAAUUGGCUUCAAAGCUAUGUACUCCGGUGCCAACUUCUUGUUUUCUUGGUCAAUGCAGAUUGCCUGUACCGCAACGGUAAUUGCAGUCGUCUUCUCUGUUUAUUUCUUGAACGACUUCUGGCGGAGAAGAAGCGCACAAUCUGUUCGUAAAAAUGUCCCACAAGUCAAUAGCUACUUGCCUGUCUCGCUUGUCCAAGUAAAUAGCAGUUUGUGUGUUGCUGCUAUACCAGGAUAUGAUUAUGAGGUUUCUUGAGCUUUAUGGUAUCAGAUACUGACAAGGUCUUCACUGAAUUUCUCUAUGAUAGCCUUAUAGAUGCCGAUGUCAGGGCCUUUAAAGACAGUGAGGAAGCUCCGUUUAGGAGAAGAAAAUUGGCCCUGAUCUUUUAGAAGCCAUCAAGAACCCAAGGAUCUUCUUACCAAUUUUCUCUAAAGAGUAAAGAUUAUGCUUCUAGUAGAUGGUGCCUCAAGGAGCUGGCGCCCACGGUUAAAUGUAGGGAAGAAAGGAAACAUGUGAUCUUUUCAAUCUUCUGUUUCGACCCAUGAGUUCAGCAGCCAAAAGCCUUCUCUCGGCACGAGAAGCAUGAGGCCAUGCAAGGAUGGAGGGAUGCUCUUAAUGUGGAAGGAGCAUUGAAAGGAUGGGAAGCGGAGAACAUGGCUGAUGGGUAAUCUGUUAACUCAUGAGUUUGCGUGACUUUCUAUGUUGUGGAUUUCUAUUUUCUGGGUUUGUGAAUGCAUGCUUGGUUUGCUAGUAUGUAUCUGGAAAAGAGAUGACUGUUAUGGUAUAUUACUAAUCAAUGACUAUGGCAUGUCACUCUUAUAAAGUAUGAUUGUAACAUUUGCAUAUCGUAUCACUGGUGGUUUAUCACUGCUUUAACUACCGCCACUAGCCAGCCAAUCCAGCGGUGCUCUACUGCUAUUCCCUCUACAACCACCACCAAUCAGGUAAGACUACUGUUGCCAUGGUCGUGUACAACGAACUUCUUGAACCACGUGAGUACCAUAUCUUCGUCAAAGACAUCUGAGAGCCAAGGUCGUCCCGAGUUAGAUUUACCAUUUCCAUGCAUGCUCCCAUCGGCAAGGAGGAUAUACUGUCGCUGUUCAUCUGCUAUAGGCGACGAUCUCCUGAAUUUUGGCUUUUUUCUGAUUGUAUGUGUGAACCGGUCAUCUUGCAAUGUUUCCUAUGUCAUGCUGAGUGAAGCAGUUAUCUCCUUCAGCUGAAAGAACUUGGUGCAGUGUGUUUAUGGAGAUGAAGCAUGCUUGUAUUGUAGAUCUGUACUGAUAUUCCUGGUUCGGUUGUUAAAGCAGUUAAUUGAUGAACUUAUCAUGGCAACUUAA